Nerophis lumbriciformis (worm pipefish) is the source of this 942-nucleotide messenger RNA. RefSeq lists its product as uncharacterized. Gene Ontology annotation, cellular component: nucleus. Gene Ontology annotation, biological process: regulation of transcription by RNA polymerase II. NCBI's taxonomy places the organism in Eukaryota, Metazoa, Chordata, Actinopteri, Syngnathiformes, Syngnathidae. The record is from RefSeq and is a predicted model, not a curated record. Gene Ontology annotation, molecular function: RNA polymerase II cis-regulatory region sequence-specific DNA binding; DNA-binding transcription activator activity, RNA polymerase II-specific.
CAUGCGUGGAGGAUAUGCGCUUUGCUGCAAAGUCUUCCUUUACUCCACACACGCUUCUAAGCCUCGCUACUAACUACACUUUAUUCAUCCUCCGUGUCAGGAUAAACUCCACUCGUCUCAGUCAACUUUGGACAUUAUUAGGCCCGCUUAGCUUGCUACUUGUUUUAGCGCGUUAGUUAGCUUAGCUUGCUACUUGUUUUUGCGCGCUAGUUGGUUUAGCGUGCUAGUUAGCUUAGCUUGUUAGCUGCUAACAAAGAGACGCGGAUUUGAUCAACACAUCGCUUAGUUAAGAUCAAGUGUGAGUGUAAAGUGUUGUGAUUGUGUGAAAAUGUGUGAAAGAACGAUAGCAGAGUACAAAGAGGAACUUUCUCGGACAAAGGAAGAACGUCAACUACUGGACGCUGUUUUCAAGAAACCUCAAGUUGUGUUACACAGAACAGAAGUCCAGCAGCCCCCCCACAUGAAAGAGGAAGAGGAUGAUCCACAGCCCACCCACAUGAAAGAGGAAGAGGGGGAUCCACAGCCCACCCACAUGAAAGAGGAAGAUGAUGAGCCACAGCCUACCCACAUGAAAGAGGAAGAGGGAGAUCCACAGCCCCGCCACAUGAAAGAGGAAGAGGAUGAUCCACAGCCCCCCCACAUGAAAGAGGAAGAGGGGGAUCCACAGCCCCCCCACAUGAAAGAGGAAGAGGAGGAUCCACACAUGAAAGAGGAAGAGGAGGGAGAGUGUCCUGUAGGGCAGGAGGAGGAUGAUGUCAGCAAGUUUCCACUGACUGUUGUCUCUGUGAAGACUGAAGAGCAUGAAGACAAAGCACCUGAGUCCUCACAGCUUCAUCACAGUCCAAGUAAGCACAUAUCAUUUUAUUCUCAGGGCAUUCAAUCCAUCACAACUGGACUGUUCACUUUGUCUUAGAAGACUCAUCCAAGUAGGCUUCAUCACUU